Molecule: messenger RNA, 1055 nt
Organism: Stomoxys calcitrans (stable fly)
Lineage: Eukaryota; Metazoa; Arthropoda; Insecta; Diptera; Muscidae
Exons: 2
Coding region: 95-958 (287 amino acids)
Source: RefSeq, a predicted model, not a curated record
UUAGAAAUGUAAGUGCCAUCGAAGCAUAUAAAAGUGGAAAGCAUUUGAGUUUUUCAAAGCACAAGCUAAUCAAGGGUGAAAGGAAGUGCACAAUAUGAAUAAAAUUUUGGUGACAAUUGUUGCCUUGGCAGUUAUAAAUUGCGCUGCCAAUGGCUCGCCUUAUGGCAGUAAAUAUGGAGGCUAUGGAGGUGGUGGCGGCGGCGGCGGUGGAGGUGGUGGAGGAGGAGGUGGUAGUGGUGGAGGCGGUUUUGGUCCUGGCGGCGGUGGUGGCUCUGGCUUAGCAGGUCAUGAUGGCGGAGGCUUUGGCCCAGGAUCAGGCGGUGGUCAGGGAGGAGGUUUAGGCGGUGGUAAAGGCAGUGGCUUUGGAUCAGGAGCUGGCUCAGGUUUGGGUGGAGGUGCUGGAGGCUUUGGUCCUGGUGGCAGCGGUGGUCUUGGUGGCCAUGGCGGUGGUGGUGGACCCGGCAGCGGAGGUUUCGGUGGUUCCGGCAAUGGUUUAGGCGGUGGCCAUGGAGGUGGCGGCGGUUUUGGCUCCGGCUCCGGUUCCGGUUUAGGCGGUGGCAGUGGAGGUUUCAGUGGAUCUGGUGGACCUGGUGGUCAUAGUGGCGGUUCCAGUGGAGGAGGAUUGGGAGGUCAUGGCAGUGGUCAGGGCAGUGGUCUGGGCGGUGGUCGAGGCUUUGGCUCAGGAUCUGGCUCUGGCUCUGGUUUGGGAGGUGGUUCCGCUGGUCACAGCAGCUUUUCUAGCAGCAGCUCCGGCUUCGGCGGACCUGGAUCUGGUGGUUCAAGCGGUCACGGUUUGAGUGGUCAAGGUUUUGGUAGCGGCGGUGGUGGUGGCAGCGGCUUUGGCUCAGGUAGCGGCGGUGGCGGUGGCUUCGGCAGUGGUGGUGGAGGCGGCGGUGGUUAUGGUGGUGGUAGCGGUGGAGGCUACGGUGGAGGUGGCUACAAGAAACACGGCUACUAGGAAGUCAUCAACGAAACUAUUUUCCCAUGUCAUAUAUUAACUGUGAUCAUUACAAAAACGGCAAUAAAAGUGAUUCAUUUCAUAAAAAAAAAAUUUA